Molecule: messenger RNA, 622 nt
Organism: Phoenix dactylifera (date palm)
Lineage: Eukaryota; Viridiplantae; Streptophyta; Magnoliopsida; Arecales; Arecaceae
Source: RefSeq, a predicted model, not a curated record
ACCCCAAAUUCCCCCACAGGCAAGGGAACCAAGCGCAAGAGCCCACCGUCCCUUUGCGACAAGUUCGCCCUCAUGGCCAUCAACGUCGCCAAGGCCUCCUCCUUUGUCCGCGCCAAGAUGACUCUCGGCUCACCGCCCGGCAGCACCGCCGGAGAUGCGCCCAUCAAGCCUUCUCCGGUGCCGGCGCAGGAUGGCAACUGCAUUGACCGCCGGGCCGCUGAGUUUAUACGGCAGUUCAAGCAUCGGAUCAGUCGACCCGAUCCCCCACCUCCGCCGUCGCCCUCUAAGAGAUCCAAGGAUCAAAGAUUAGGCAUGUAUCAGCUUCUCGGAAGGGCAAAUAGCGGCAAAGCUGCUGUUUCAGUUAAAAUAAAUCUAGUUUGGAUCAGCUUGUGUGUAUUAAAGUAGUGUUUGAGGAUCUUGUAUAAAUAACUCAAAUACUCGAAGUUGACUUCUAAAUUUGGAUGGUGAACCGUGUUAUAACUUCUGGCGUUGUGUAGGAUAUAUAUAUAUAUAUAUAAUAGCUUGUUUUGGUAUCACUAUUGUCUGUGUAUGAAUUAUAUCAUUAUCAGAUAUUACUGAAUUUUAUUAUUAAUCUCUAUAAGUAUACGGCGGUUGCUUUGCU